Messenger RNA from Protomyces lactucae-debilis, 1105 nucleotides. RefSeq lists its product as uncharacterized. Bases 213 to 869 code for a protein of 218 amino acids. The transcript has a single exon. The record is from RefSeq and is a predicted model, not a curated record. NCBI's taxonomy places the organism in Eukaryota, Fungi, Ascomycota, Taphrinomycetes, Taphrinales, Protomycetaceae.
CUACAUGUACAUGUGAACGUAUCUGUACAAGAUCUGCCUUAGUCUCCUGACUUAUUGUUGAUGUCGAGCACGUGGGCUUGUUUAUUUGCCCAUGCAGCGGUAAGUGUAUAAAUUGGCUGAUGCAAGACCUUUUCCUUUCGCUGAUAGAGUCUCAACACUGAUCAAAUUUCUGUGAUAGUCGUCAGCCGACGGCAUCAACAGACGGCAUACACAUGUCCUCGCAUAUGCACAUCUUUGUUAUGUGUCUUUGCUGGAUGAUCUCGCUUGCGAUAUUGAGUACAGAAGCACGAUUCUGGGGUAAAGAUAUCUUGGAAUGCCGACAAUACGCCAUGGCUAGGUCAACUCCCAAUAUCACCCUACUUCGUCAACCCUAUUUUCCAGGGAAGAAGUACUGGCCUCCAGGUGCGAAAUUUUGUCCAAUUCGCCGAACUUGGGACGAAUGUCCUCAGAGGUGUCGAUAUAUGGUCGAAGCGGCAGCUCUCGUUUCGGCAAUUGCAGGUGAGGAACUUCUUGGUGCUGAGGCCAUCAACUUGCUUCAAGCACGAAAAGCCUACCUCUCCGAUGAAGACUCGUGCGCCGCAAACAGUGGCGCCUGUCUUGACUACUAUUACGAGAGUUUGGUUGAUGACAACUCUGUUGCAGUCUGUAACUGCUUUGCUGUAAUUCUCAUCAUGCGAGUACACAAGGGAGGAAAAAAUUGUACGAGAGGUGAUGUUAUAAAGCGACUCAACGAUCGCUUUGCACCAUUUGGAUUUCAGUACAACAAGGACGCCAACAAUGAUGACGUACAUUGCGGCGCUCGUGGUGCCAACAUGUGCAAACUGAGCGACCCAGUGGGUUUCAAGAAAACAGAUGUUUGCGACGCUUGACAGAUAUAUAAUUUGCCUUAGUAGGAUUGCGCAGCGUCCGCGAGAUCAAAGAGAAGCUGCUGUGAAGAUGCGCUGGGCGAUACCAUAGAAUAUUGAGCAAACGUAUCUUGAGCUGUCCUUUGACCCCGUUUGAAUGAUGUUGUGCAAAUGUCACCAGUUCGAUGCUUGUGUUCCAGCAUUCAGCGUCAACCAUAUUCAGGCCCGGGCUUGAGCUUCAAGCCCUACGGAAAAUUUCC